Messenger RNA from Harpia harpyja (harpy eagle), 2676 nucleotides. It is a transcript of the gene TBCC, whose product is annotated as tubulin folding cofactor C. The record is from RefSeq and is a predicted model, not a curated record. NCBI's taxonomy places the organism in Eukaryota, Metazoa, Chordata, Aves, Accipitriformes, Accipitridae. The coding region runs from base 98 to 1153 and encodes 351 amino acids. Gene Ontology annotation, biological process: post-chaperonin tubulin folding pathway; tubulin complex assembly. The transcript has a single exon. Gene Ontology annotation, cellular component: cytoplasm. Gene Ontology annotation, molecular function: tubulin binding.
CCCCCCAGCCCGCCAAUCGGCGGCGGCGACGCAGCCGGGGCUGCCGGCAGCCAAUCGACGGGCCGCUUAGUGACUGGAGGGGAGGCGAGGAGGCAAGAUGGAGGCAGCGGGCGAGGCGGCGGCCCCCGCCGCCGAGGAGCUGCGGGCGCCCGCCGCCUUCGUGGCUCCCCUGCAGCUUGGGACGGCUGCCGCCGCCGUGGUGCUGCCGGAGCGGCUGCAGCGGCGGGAAGCGGAGCGGCAGCAGGGUGUGGAGCGGCAGCGGCAGAAGAAGGAGGCGCAGGCGGUGAAGGAGGAGCGGAGCGAGUUCUUCGUCGCCGCGUUCGCCCGGGAGCGAGAGGCCGUGGAGGCGCUCCUGGCGGCGGGGCCGCUGGAGGAGGCGGCCGCCCGCCUGCAGGGGCUGCAGAAGCUGCUGACCGAGAGCGUGCGGUUCCUGGCGCCCUACGAGGUGCGGCAGGGGCAGGAGGCCGUGGCGCGGCUGCAGGGGGACCUGGCGGCCCGGCGCCAGCAGCUGCAGCCCAAGAAGAAAUUCGCCUUCCGGGCCCUCAAGCGAGAAGCGGCUGCGGGCAGCGAGCCGCGCCCCGCCGAGCCCGCCCGGCCCGCGACCGCCGCGCCGGCCCCCGGCCACGGCCCCGCCGAGGAGGAGCCGGGCGGGCCGCCGCUCUGCGGGUUCAGCGGCGCCGAGGGCGAGGAGCUGGAGCUCGGCCCCGCUGAGCUGCUGCAGCGCGACGUGGUGCUCGCCGGGCUGCGCGGCUGCCGGGUGCGGCUCCGCGGCAACGCCAACACGCUGCGGGUGCGGGACUGCCGGGGCUGCACCGUGCUCUGCGGGCCCGUUUCCACCUCCGUGCUGGUGGACGGCUGCAGCGAUUGUCUCCUGGUGCUGGCCUGCCAGCAGCUCCGCACCCAUCGGACCCGCGACAGCCGCUUCUAUGUGCAGGUGACCAGCCGAGCCGUGAUCGAGGACUGCGCUACGGUCUCCUUUGCCCCCUACACCUGGAGCUACCCUGGCAUCGAGAGAGAUUUCGAGUCUUCUGGGCUGGACAGAAACAGGAACAACUGGAACCUGGUGGAUGACUUUGACUGGCUGGCAACUGACAAGCCUUCGCCCAACUGGAGCCUGAUCCCCGAGCAGGAAAGAAUCAGUUGCUGGGACUGACUGCAGAGGCAGCUCGGUGCUGAGCAAGAAAUCCUGCUGCAAAUGCGUUGAUUCAUAAGCUCUGGGACUUCGCCCCCAAUAUGCCAUUAAAUGAUUCCAUUUGGUAUUUAAAUUGUGAAUAGCAAUGUAUGACUGGAUUUCUUUAAUAGGAGAAUACCAGUCAAAUACAGUUUACUGUUCUUACACAAGUUGCUGCUAUAAUGUUUAUGUAUCACUGUGGAAUUUGCCAGCUGCUGCAGUACCUCAUUGCUGAGUUUUUCUAAUUAAGGUGGGGCAAGGGGCAACAAUACACAAGCAACAGUGAGCCUCUUAAGAGCUGUUGUGCUGCUUUCGCUCACCCAGGCAGCAUCUGAAUUAGCUGCAAGUGGUACAAGCUGUACUGGAAUGCAAAGAUCAAAUACCAAACUUUUCGUGUUUUUGUGGUUCUCAAGUUGCAGACAACAGUACACUGUAUCUUAUGGGGAGUACAGGAGAGGACUUCUGUGAGGUAAUGAGAACAAAAGGUUAAUUUAAAUGAGGAGUUUAAUUGAAGAGUGUAACAGGCGGCAGUGAAUUGUAGGCUACGAUAUAAUUAUGAGCCAGGUUCUGUUGAUGUGGGUGAAAUCUGUAAGUUGUCUUUAUUCAGGGUUUUAGGUGAGAAGUCUAAAGGAAAAAAGUCUCCUAAUGAACAUUUAAUGCUCUUCUAAUAUAUUAAUGAUUGUUUGAAAUUUACAAACCUAUAGAGGCUAUAUAAAUACUAAACCUUCACAAUUUGAAAAUAUUAUGUGAGGAUGCUCCUUCUGUAAACAGUUUUAACCUGAUAUGGAUAAAAUGAAUGCGUUGAGUGUGCUUUUGGGGGCAUACAGUAAGUGCUGAUUAACAUUACAGAAGCAAGGUAAACUGCUCUGCUGCAGUCUGAAACCUCAGGGGAGAGAUGUUCAGCUAUGUCCUACUGGUUGUUUCAUCUGUCUACUGGACAGUAGGCUCUGUGGUGCUGUGAUCUUAAUUUAUAGCACCCUGCUACUGUGUAAGUGCUGUGUUGACAGAGGGAGUCAGUAAAAUUGGAAGAUAAAGUGCUAUAUUCCAGUUCCAAAAUUGCAUGUUGUCUUGCAUAAAGUGCACAGUAACUUGAGUCCCAUUUCUUCACGCCUGCUAAAUUAAAAAAAAAAAGUCGCAGCAUUACGGAAUACAGUGUUUUUACAAUGGCCUUUUAGUGGUGAAGUGACCACUAUCUGUACAUAAAGUAUACAUAGUAGUUCUAGGUUUCUAAACCCACUCCUUAACUUGUGACAUUUUGCAAGAAAUCAUUGUUUAUCUUGCCUAAGAAUCAGCUUAGGGUUGUAUUUUAAAACUGCAAAAUAUUUAUGCUGCCCUACCAUCAUAAUAUGUGCCUCUAACAGAAAAUGGAUACUAGCCAAACCAUCAAAAACUGCAUCAUUGCUAUGAGAAGUACUUGAAACUCCACUUGAGUACUUGACUGGUUUUGAGCAGAGAAACUUUUUAUCUAAGUUGUUUUCAAAAUAUUUAAUUUAAAAGGGGAGGGG